Messenger RNA from Metopolophium dirhodum (rose-grain aphid), 1269 nucleotides. RefSeq lists its product as uncharacterized. The record is from RefSeq and is a predicted model, not a curated record. NCBI's taxonomy places the organism in Eukaryota, Metazoa, Arthropoda, Insecta, Hemiptera, Aphididae. Gene Ontology annotation, cellular component: nucleus. The transcript has 3 exons. The coding region runs from base 1 to 1269 and encodes 422 amino acids. Gene Ontology annotation, molecular function: DNA binding.
AUGGGAACAUUCAAUAUGCCUAGACACUAUAUAAGGAAAACUAAUAGAGGAUUCACAUCAGAGUUGAUUAAAGCUGCUGCAGAUGAAGUCAUCAUUGAGAAUAAAUCAGUUAGAAGUACUGCAAAAAAAUUUAAUUUGUGUCAUGUCAGUCUGUCGCGGUAUGUGGCAAAAUUUAAAACAAAUAUGUAUUUUGGACUCACCCCCCGUGACAUUAAACAACUAGCAUACCAAUUUGCACACAAACUGGGCCUGAAGUAUCCUGAGGUAUGGGGAAAAAACCUUAUGGCUGGGCCUGAUUGGUUUACAAAAUGUUUAAAAAGAAAUUCUAGUCUUUCUCUCAGGCAACCAGAAACAACCAGUUUAUCCAGGGCCAUGAAUAAAGCUAAUGUAAAUUUAUUUAUGGAUAAGUUUCAACAAGUGUUAUUAAAAUAUAAAUUUGAAGCUCAACACAUAUACAAUAUUGAUGAAACAGGUGUAACAACAGUUCAAACACCAUCCAAAAUUGUUGCUACUAAGGGGAAAAAGCAAAUAAGUGCUAUAACAUCAGCUGAACGGGGUGUUUUAGUUACUAUGUGUAUAGCAGUUAAUGGAACUGGUUGUGCUAUACCACCAAUGUUUGUUUUUCCAAGAUUCAAAUUUCAUCAACAUUUUUUAAGGGGAGGACCUGCUGGAUGUGUUGGUACAGCCAACAAAUCUGGGUGGAUGAAAGGUCCAGAGUUCUUAACAUUUAUGGAGCAUUUUGUAAAUCAUGUUCGACCAAGCCUUGAAAAAAAAGUGUUGGUGCUUUUAGAUAAUCAUGAGUCGCACUUAUAUCUGCCUGUGAUUGAUUUUUGCAAAUAUAAUGGCAUUGUUUUAUUAUCAUUUCCACCACACUGCUCACAUAAGCUCCAACCACUAGACCGUAGUGUGUAUGGUCCUUUUAAAAAAAUUGUUAAUAGGGAAAUGGAUCAGUGGAUGACCAUGCACCCAGGGUCUAGAAUGACAAUCGAUGAUAUUCCUCAAAUUGUGGCUGGUGCAUUGCCUGAUGCAGUAUCACCUCGAAAUAUAAUGAGUGGUUUUAAAGUUUCUGGUAUUUGGCCAUUUGAUAGAAAUAUUUUUCGAGAAGACGAAUUUGCACCAUCCACAGUGACUGAUAUAGAUGAAUUGGAAUCAAAUCAAAUAAAUCAAGAUACUCAUCCUGAACAAGAAUUAUUCAACAGUCUUGAACAAGUCCUGAACAUAGCAAUCUUGAACCAGAAUUACACAUCAGUCCUGAUCAAAUUAAUGUAA